This is a messenger RNA of Hibiscus syriacus, 2350 nucleotides long. RefSeq names its product G-type lectin S-receptor-like serine/threonine-protein kinase RKS1. The transcript has 6 exons. Gene Ontology annotation, molecular function: protein serine/threonine kinase activity; ATP binding. Gene Ontology annotation, biological process: protein phosphorylation; recognition of pollen. The record is from RefSeq and is a predicted model, not a curated record. NCBI's taxonomy places the organism in Eukaryota, Viridiplantae, Streptophyta, Magnoliopsida, Malvales, Malvaceae. The coding region runs from base 25 to 2304 and encodes 759 amino acids.
CCCGAAUCAUAUACUGAAUCAAUCAUGAAUUCUUUUAAAUGGCUUAUCAGAAUACUACUCAUUUUCUUUCUUUCUCAAUUCUCCUUCUCAGCUGAUACAAUAACCCAACAUCACUACAUCAAAGAUAACAAGGAUGAAGUCAUAGUGUCUGGUGGCAAGAUUUUUGCACUUGGAUUUUUCAGCCCCGGAAGCUCCAGGAACCGAUAUGUUGGCAUCUGGUAUCAUCAGAUUCCAGGGAAGACAGUUGUUUGGGUGGCCAACAGAGACAAUCCCAUUAAAGAUACCUCAGGGAUUCUCAGAAUCGAUGGUCGAGGAAAUCUUGUCUUGUUCCAGGGGAACCGAACACUCCCUGUUUGGUCUAGUAACAUCUCCAUCGCAAGCACUAUGAACACCAUAGCUCAAAUUUUGGAUUCGGGAAAUCUUGUUUUGCUUCAGAAUGAUUCCAGAAAGACCGUACUGUGGCAGAGUUUUGGUUAUCCUACAAAUACUUGGCUUUCAUUUAUGAAAAUUGGGUUCAGUUUGAGAACCGGUAUGAACCAAUCAUACACGUCUUGGAGGUCUCCGGAUGAUCCAGGUGUUGGAAACUAUUCCUUCAAGAUGAACCCAGGCGUGUCUCCUCAAAUGGUUUUGUACAAGGGUUCGGUUCCUCUGUGGCGAAGCGGCACAUGGACCGGGAAAAUAUGGAGUGGUAUACCUGAAAUGACACAGAACUUCAUAUUUCGUGAUUCUUUUGUCAACACUGAUGAUGAAUUAUCGUUCUCGUGCGACACGAAAAAUGCCUCCAUCCUGACAAGAUGGACAACGAAUGAAACCGGAGUUACACAAAGAAUAAUCUGGGACAAUAAUGCUCGACAUUGGAUUACUAUUUAUUCGACUCCAAAGGAACAGUGUGAUUUUUACGGGCACUGUGGGCCAAAUGGUUACUGUAACCCUUAUCUAGGUGAUUUCGAGUGCACAUGUUUCCCUGGAUUCGAACCGAAAUCACCAGAAGAAUGGUUUAUAAGAGAUGGGGAAGGAGGGUGCGUGAGGAAGCUCGGUAUCUCCAUGUGUGGAAAUGGAGAAGGGUUCGUCAAGUUUCCACAUGUGAAGGUUCCAGAUACUGCGGCAGAUGCACUUGUAGACAUGAGUAUAGGAUUGAAGCAAUGCAAGGAAAAGUGCUUGAGAAAUUGCUCGUGCAUGGCCUAUGCUAGUGCAAACUCAGAGACCAACGGAGGGGUUGGCUGCUUGACAUGGCAUGGAGAUUUGAUGGAUGCCAGGGCAUAUACCGAGACGGGACAAGAUUUAUACAUACGAGUGGAUAAAAACGAGUUAGCACGGUAUACAAAGAAAGGUCUGCUUCAAAAGAAGGGAGUGCUUGCAGUUGCCAUAGGUUCCUCUGCUUUAGUGUUUCUCAUUCUUGUCGCCUUCUUGCGUUGCUUGGUACGAAGGCAAAGAAACGCAGAAAGAACGAGAAAACGCAAAAACAUAUUUAGCUUUACCACAUUCGAAGACUCUUUAGGUGAAAACGAGAUUGACGAGAGCACACGAAAUGGUGAAUUUCCGUACUUUGAGUUGAGCACCGUAGCUGCUGCCACUAAUGAUUUCUCUUCGGAUAAUAAACUUGGACAUGGUGGCUUUGGCCCUGUUUACAAGGGCGUACUCUUCAAUGGAGAAGAAAUAGCAGUGAAAAGACUAUUGAAUUCCUCAGGUCAGGGACUGCAAGAGUUUAAGAAUGAAAUACUUCUGACUGCAAAACUUCAGCACAGGAAUCUUGUAAGAAUGUUGGGAUGUUGCAUUGAAGGUGAAGAGAAGAUGUUAAUCUAUGAGUUCUUACCAAAUAAAAGCCUAGACUCUAUCAUUUUCGACGAAUCAAAAAGAUCAAUGUUGGAUUGGAAAAAGCGUUUCGAAAUCAUAUGUGGUAUUGCUAGAGGAAUGUUGUAUCUUCACCAAGAUUCCAGGUUAAGAAUCAUCCAUAGAGACCUGAAAGCGAGCAAUGUCUUGUUGGAUGCAACAAUGAAUCCCAAAAUAUCAGAUUUUGGGAUGGGCAGAAUAUUUGGAGAAGAUCAAACAGAAGGCGAUACUAAACGUGUAGUUGGAACAUACGGUUACAUGUCCCCAGAGUAUGCAAUGCAAGGACACUUCUCGAUUAAAUCCGAUGUUUACAGCUUCGGCGUGCUCCUGUUGGAGAUCAUCACUGGAAAAAAGAUUAGCAGUCCUUUUCCUGAUAGUCCGUGUUUGAAUCUUGUGGGACAUGUAAGUAAACCAAGUUUGCAGAACAAUUCUAUCAAGUGUUAUCAAUUAAAUCAAAAUCUUCCAUUGAAAUAACAUUGUUUCAGGUUUGGGAGCUGUGGAGAGAAGACAGAGCCAUGGA